Cyclocybe aegerita is the source of this 1185-nucleotide messenger RNA. NCBI's taxonomy places the organism in Eukaryota, Fungi, Basidiomycota, Agaricomycetes, Agaricales, Hemipholiotaceae. The record is from the annotation of a GenBank genome assembly.
AUGUCUCCGUCUCCUUUCUCCUUCUUCAAAAAUCGUAACAAUCAUGGGGAAAAGACCCUCCCUGGACCCUCAUCUCUGGCACAAACUGAACAGAGCGUCAAAGGCCAACGCAAGUUGCGAAAACCUUCACUUCGAGGACGAAAUGCCCUCCUUCCAGACCUCGGCGGCCCUUCGCAAGGCUUCAACGGCGCUGCCGCUUCUUCACACAGAGGAAAUGCUUCAGUGCGGAUGCAGCAUACACCAGGCGUGCCCAUGAGCGCCUCCAGCCAGUUUAUCGGGCCUGAAGGCCAACCCUUUCCACCACCGUACAGAAUGAACAGUUUUAGGCUCAUGCAGGACAAUGACGGGCGCAUGCAGAGCUUCGCGUUAGAGGAUCCUGGCCCCGUUGUCAGCAGCUACUCACACGGUCGGUAUCCUGUGGUCCAACAUGCGACUUCAUCAGCAGCACCUUCGAGAGUAUGGAGCGAAAUUGCUUCCGUUCACAGAGAUUCAACUUCUGCACAUCGCACUGGAGGGGCUAGCGAUAGGGCUACGUGGAAGGACGAUUCAAAUCGGUCCCUGCCCCAAAAAACUGCACUUAUACACCCGCAACCGAAGAGGGCGUCCAAGGCGUCGAUCGCCUCGAGCAUAAGCCAGCAGGACCUGCGAUAUAUUGAAUAUCCCAGUCGCCCACCCACACCGGCGCGGGACCCAGAGCCUCAAAAUCUAGCUGUGAUGCGAAGCAAUCAUCAGGAAGAUGACAACAUAUCAAGAAGAAAUCAUUCAACGCACAGGACAGCGGCGCCAGUAGUUGAACCCGACGGGGACUCAGAGCCCGAAGUAUACAACUACAUUAUUCCAAGUGGCAAAAACAUCAUAUUUCUGGACGAGGAAGGCAUGGAAAUCACAAGAAUUAGCAAGACAGGCCUCGUGCACCACAUGAACCAACGAACGAAGAAUACACCGAUUAUUGUCUAUGACCAAUUGGGAAAAGUGCUCUAUCGAGAUCUGCUACCUCCGCCUCGACAUCGGAACGGUCGUAACUUCAAGGGCGGCGGAGGAGGCGUCCAAAGAACAAACUCUCAAUUGAGGCAAAAACCGCUCGCCUUGGGGCAGUCAGAGGUCAUCGAGAUCAACCAGGACUAUCUUGGUCGACGACAAAGGGAAUCAGAUACCAAUCUCGACAACGGGUUCGACCGCAGUUAA